Acaulospora morrowiae is the source of this 858-nucleotide messenger RNA. The record is from the annotation of a GenBank genome assembly. NCBI's taxonomy places the organism in Eukaryota, Fungi, Glomeromycota, Glomeromycetes, Diversisporales, Acaulosporaceae.
AUGGAAUAUCGCAGGGAUUCUUCACGCAUUUCCGAUGAAGAAGAUUCUUUAUGGGCCAGAAUAAGUAGUAAUAUGUCAGAACUGGAAAGAAUUGAAGACAAGGAAAUAGAAUUAUCCAAAACAAUUAAUCAACAGCAUGAACUAAUUCAUCAAACCAAUUUAAUAACUCCGGAAGUUAGGGAUAAACUCAAGAACUUGUACAAAAAGGCACAAGAGCAGGUUUCUCAUGAAGAAAAUAUGACUAAUACAAUAAUUAAAGAUAUUGAUAAAUUUCUUGCAUUGCAGUCACAAAUAAGUAAACAAUCUUUAAAGGUCGCAACAUCAGCCAAUGAAGAUAGUAUACAUAAAAAAUCUAAAAAAAGAGAUCACGAAACAACUGGUCUAAGUAGUGGGGUGAACAAGCAAAUGAAAAAAUCCAAGGUCGUGUCGAAAAAUAAUGGAAAUAUCAUCAAGAAUGGAACCUUUGUAGCUGCAAAGCAACCAAAAUCCAAAGAUCCCGAGGAAAACUGGAUUUUGGCAACGGUCGUUGAUUACCGAGCUGAUACUAAGCACUAUGAAAUCGAGGAUAUAGAUAAAGACGAGGCGUUAAACAGGCCCGGAGAGCGUUUUUCGGUGCCCUCUAAAAAUGUUAUUGAAAUCCCUAAUCAAGGAGAAAUGCGAAUACCAGAAUUUCCACAGUCACAUACGGUUAUUGCUUUGUAUCCUAGUACAACAUGCUUUUACAAAGCGGUUGUGGUUACGCCCCCUAGCAAGUCAACACCUCGGAAUCAUUAUUUGCUCGCUUUUGAAGAUGAUGAAGGUGUCCAUAGACACGUCGAAGCGCAUCAUGUCUUAGAAAUGCCUGAUGAUAUCAAAUGA